This is a messenger RNA of Oncorhynchus mykiss (rainbow trout), 1271 nucleotides long. It is a transcript of the gene dhdh.2, whose product is annotated as dihydrodiol dehydrogenase, tandem duplicate 2. The record is from RefSeq and is a predicted model, not a curated record. Lineage: Eukaryota; Metazoa; Chordata; Actinopteri; Salmoniformes; Salmonidae. Gene Ontology annotation, molecular function: nucleotide binding.
CACCACCAAACCUCGGUCUUUUAUGGGUGUAAAAUGGCACGUUGAUGCCAUCUGUUGGUAAAUGUACGUUACUGCAACACCAGUGUUAUAUAACGUGUGUGCCUCAUAUACCCGGAUGUAUUUGUAAUAUUCCGAACACGGCUGGUUGGUUCAUCAAAACAGAGUCUGUCUCCACCUGCUGGCUAAUAGUUACAUGUUUUCUACGCCAAUAUGGCAACCAGGUGGGGAAUCUGUAGCGCCGGGAAAAUCAGCCAUGAUUUCACAGUGGCACUGAAAACCCUCCCUCCCGGAGACCAUCAGAUUGUUGCUGUGGCAGCACGGAAACUACAGGACGCUGAGGCGUUUGCAAAGAAGCACAGCAUCCCUCAAGCCUAUGGCAGCUAUGAGGAACUGGCCAGAGAUCCAGAGAUUGAUGUGGUAUAUGUGGGCACCAUCCACCCAUACCACCUGCCAGUUGGCAUGCUCUUCAUGAAGGCCCAGAAGAAUGUGCUGUGUGAGAAGCCUAUGGCCAUGAACCUCAGAGAGGUACAAGAGCUGGUGGCCUCUGCUAAGAUGAACAAAGUCUUUCUGAUGGAGGCAGUGUGGACCCGCUUCUUCCCAGCUUCUCUGGAGAUCGAGCGCCUGCUGUCUCGGGGGGAGGUGGGUGAGGUGAAGAUGGUAAAGGCAGACUUUGGGGUGCCCCUCAUGCACGUGCCCAGAGCGGUGGAGAAGGAGCUGGGAGGAGGGGCGCUGCUGGACAUCGGCAUCUACUGCCUGCAGUUUAUAUGCAUGGUGUACAAUGGAGAGAAGCCUGAGUGCAUCCAAGCCACCGGUGUCUGUCUGGACACAGGUGUGGAUGAAGGCAUGGUGGUCACCCUGAAGUUCUCCAGGAACAGAAUGGCAGUGUUCACCUGCUCUAUUGCUGUGGAGCUUCCCAACGACGCUGUUAUCAUUGGCACCAAGGGAACCAUCAGGGUUCCUGAGCACAUAUGGUGUCCUACCUCCCUGGUGGUGAAUGGGAAGGAGAUUCAAUACACUCUGCCUGAGCCCUACCUGCCCCUCAACUUCAUCAACAGCACUGGGAUGCGCUAUGAGGCAGAGGAGGUGCGCCAGUGCCUGCUCAAAGGCCUGAAGGAGAGCCCCAGGAUGUCCCAGGCAGACUCUCUGCUCCUGGCUGAGGUGAUGGAUGAGGCACGCAGGCAGGUGGGAGUGGUUUACAGCCAGGACCACCAGUGACCAACAGACCUUUGUUUAAUAAAAUGAUCCACUAAAUGGUCUUUGUCAUCAAAACA